AUGUCAUCUUACUACGGCGAACGCUCAGGUGGGAUACCGACAUGGGAAUCAUUCGAAGCAGGAGACGACGACGAGGCUGUCGAUAUCUCCGAAUAUCAAUACGCUUCACGAGACCAUCUCCUGUUCUGUAUUGAUGCAUCAGAGUCUAUGCACAAGGUUCGGCCCAAGAAGGAGGACACAGACGAGGAUGAGGGGCCGACUAGGGGCAAAUCUGCGCUCCACCAGGUGCUGGAAUCGGUCGUGCGCUUUGAGAAGGGGAAGGUGAUCACUGGACCGGCGGAUAGUGUGGGAUUGUUGCUGUUUAAUAUCGAUGCUGAGAAGGUCAAGAACACCAGCGGCAACUACAAACCCGGCACGCUGGUCUACCAGAACCUACGCACCAUCAAUGCCGAGGAGAUCAAGAAGAUCAUCAAGCUCGUCGAGCAGGCGGACGAGGAGUACAGAGAGAUGGACGAGGAGGCAGAGGAGGAGCCGGCGAUAUUGAAGGAGACAUUCCCAUCUGCCAAAAAGGGGGACGAGAUGAACAUCGCGGACGUGCUGGUCACCUGCAAUUUCCUAUUCCGUGAUGCAGGGACCAAGCUGGCCGGGAACAAGCGAGUUUUCCUGGUCACCGAUAAUGACGACCCACCGGCGGCAGAGACGACUCUCGCACCCGCCCAGACGGUGUAUGGCGAUCUCCAGACAUACGGUAUUACCGUCAAUACCUACUUCAUAGACCGACCAAAUCAUCGCUUUGACCCGAGAGGGUACUGGAAUACUGUCCUGAAUAGAGAAGAGGAUGAUGGAGCCCCUACGGCCGCUGCGGACGACGGCCUCGAUGCACUGGCUGCGAUAAUGGAUGAUCUGAUCAUCAGACAAGCGCCAAAACGCAAACAAUUCAGUAUUCCGCUGAAGUUGGGCGGAAAGGACGGGGAGAUAGAGAUUGGAGUCAGCGGGUAUUCGAUGAUAUCAGAGCAAGGGAAGGGACAGCCAAAGUAUGUCCGCAUGCGCGGACAGGCAGUGGAGGAGGUCAUGACCAAGACCGAGUACACCUCUGCAGAGACCGGCUCUAUACUCCGCCCAGAAGAAAUAGGGCAAGCGUAUCAAUUCGGACAUGAAGCGACCAUACCCAACAUUCUCGAUCGGAAUUGGUGGGAGUCUGACGAGGCGGUGGAGCAGCAGCGAGCGGUAGCGGAGGAGGCGCUCCGACUGGAUGAGGAGAGGAGGGAGCGCGAGGACAAUGGGGAAGAGGUGGAUAUGGCUGAGCUGCGGAAGACGGCAAAUGGGGAGCCGAUGAAGGGGGAAGGGACGAAGACUGGGGAGGAGAAGAAAGUGGUAGCAAGGACGAGACUCCAAUUCAAACCUGAUGAAGUGAAGGAGCUGAAGACGCUUGGCGUGCCAACCCAAAUAAAGAUCCUAGGUUUCCAGUCAGGCGGCAAUCUCAAAUUCGAUGAGAAUAUCAAGCACUCGUACUUUAUGUAUCCAGAUGAGGAUGCAUACACCGGAUCCACACGCACCUUCGCUGCCCUCCACAAGUCCCUCAUCAAGCUCCAGAAGCACGCCCUCGCCCUCGCUCGCUUCCGCAGUAAUACAACACCCGAGAUCGCCGUCCUCAUUCCCCAAGAAGAAACGUUCACGAAGGAGGGAGCACAAGAUCAACCUCCUGGGUUACAUGUCAUCUGUAUGCCGUUCGCGGAUGAUAUGAGGAAGCCGCCCAAGGCAAUCACGGAGAAUCUGCUCGCGACAGACAGACAGACGGAAUUGAUGGCUACCAUAGUGAAGCGGUUGAGGUUUAAGGGGGAGAAGUACAGGUCUGAAGCCUAUCCCAAUCCAGCCCUCGCCUUCCACUAUGCCCAGCUCCAGUCACUGGCGUUCGAGGAAGAUUUCGAUCCGAACGAGGCUACCGAUCUGGACAAGACACUUCCGAAACAUGCGGGGAUGCACAAGGCGGCAGGCGAGUUUAUGCGGGAGUGGAAUCGGGAGAUUGAGGAGGAUGAGCGGGCGUCCAUUACUCUCAUCAAGCCGGGGAAGCGGUCGGCUGCUGUAUCGGAAGCAGACCUGGCGGACAUCGAGGGGAUGUGGAAGAAGGGCAAGCUGGACAAGCUCAAGGUGACUGAGCUGAAGGAUUACGCCAAAUUCAAAAAAAUCAGUCUCGAGGGCAAGACGAAGAAGGCGGAUUUGGUGAUUGUCAUGGACGCUUGGCUGAAGACGAACGUUGGCAUGGGGAACAAAAAGGCAAAGAAUUAA
Dioszegia hungarica is the source of this 2226-nucleotide messenger RNA. Its product is annotated as SPOC like C-terminal domain-containing protein. Gene Ontology annotation, molecular function: damaged DNA binding; double-stranded DNA binding; DNA helicase activity. Bases 1 to 2226 code for a protein of 741 amino acids. The transcript is spliced from 15 exons. Gene Ontology annotation, biological process: double-strand break repair via nonhomologous end joining; telomere maintenance; cellular response to gamma radiation. The record is from RefSeq and is a predicted model, not a curated record. NCBI's taxonomy places the organism in Eukaryota, Fungi, Basidiomycota, Tremellomycetes, Tremellales, Bulleribasidiaceae. Gene Ontology annotation, cellular component: Ku70:Ku80 complex; nucleus.